Molecule: messenger RNA, 1299 nt
Organism: Aspergillus nidulans FGSC A4
Lineage: Eukaryota; Fungi; Ascomycota; Eurotiomycetes; Eurotiales; Aspergillaceae
Exons: 2
Coding region: 1-1299 (432 amino acids)
Source: RefSeq, a predicted model, not a curated record
AUGCACCUCUCCCAUAUUCUUGUUAUGUUCUCCAAAGGAAAAGACCGCUUGAACAGAGUUCAAGCCAAGUAUAGAAUUGAGAAUAUUCCCUUGCCCUUCGUCAAACAAGAUAUUCAAGCAGGACAAGAAUGGAUUAGAGGUGCCAUGCUCUGUGCUCUGGUAACGGCAUCAAUCGGUAUCUUGAAUGUGAUCCUCACAAUAAUCGCGGCUGGUAUCGCCUAUUCAAAAAAGGCAAGCGACACUCACCUCACAUAUGCAGAAAUCUACGAGGGCGAUUGUUCAAUCACCAGUAAUUGGACUACCGGAAUGCACCUGGUUAUCAACGUCCUCAGCAGUAUCCUGUUGGCCGCUAGCAACUAUGUCAUGCAAUGCUUAAGCGCACCCUCGCGGGUUGAUAUUGACAGGGCUCAUUCGAAAGACAGGGAAAACCUCGGAGGCUCUUCUAGCCUUGCUUCUUUUGACCAGAUGCGGGGAUAUCUGGGAGCCCGACCCGACUUUAUAUCCCAGUCUAGUGUCAACAGCUUUUAUCUGGAGACUCAACAUUGGAAUUAUCCAAUAUGGUCUUUCAAAUACAAGGGUAGUGGCGACUGGGGUGACUUGUUUGACCUAUGUUAUACCCCUUGGCAAGGGCAAAACGACGCAGCCUGUUACGAUAGAGCUAUUGAUACACGCACACUUCAAGAUUUUCUUUGGACUGAAAAUCCGACCGAAAUGCAGUUAGGCAACUUUUUCAAUACGGCUUCGAAUUGGCGGAACAGCUCAUGGGCAGCCGAGAUUUCGUUUCGCAUCGACGUCCCUUCGGAUCCCGGUGGAGGCUUUUCUAUGCUCGGGGAAUGUCCCUGUGAAAUAGAGUAUACUGAUGGCCUUUCUCACAAUAUCACGAUUUCAGGCUGCAUGACCAGCGACGCGCAGCAGCACUGCCAGCUGUAUUUUAGCCUGCCGAUAUGCAUCGCGGUGAUUGUAUGCAAUAUUAUCAAAGUCCUCUGCAUGUAUAUGACGGCGAAAAAAGAUCGCAAAGAGAUCUUUCUGACGAUCGGUGAUGCGCUAUCUUCAUUUCUGGACAAACCUGAUGCAACAACCCGAGGCCAGUCCGUUCUGCCUGCUAACGACAUAACAUAUGGACUGCGAAGUUGGGCUAAACGUGCCCUAACGAUGCCAUUCAAGAAUAAUCUCGCCAAUGUAACGAUACCCCGAGAGACAAGCCCUCAACUGUUUCCUAAACGGAAGAGAUGGAUACAGGCUGCGAGCUGGAGACGCUGGGCCUUUACUUACAUCUUGUACUUACCCCAGCCCAAAUAA